This is a messenger RNA of Pecten maximus, 7102 nucleotides long. Its product is annotated as adenylate cyclase type 9-like. Gene Ontology annotation, biological process: adenylate cyclase-activating G protein-coupled receptor signaling pathway; cyclic nucleotide biosynthetic process; intracellular signal transduction. The record is from RefSeq and is a predicted model, not a curated record. Gene Ontology annotation, molecular function: adenylate cyclase activity. Lineage: Eukaryota; Metazoa; Mollusca; Bivalvia; Pectinida; Pectinidae. The coding region runs from base 473 to 3991 and encodes 1172 amino acids. The transcript has 6 exons.
ACAACACACACAGCAGUCUGCCGACCCGGAGUAGAAAAUACAACGAUAGCGUAAUGUUUGUCGGGGCUUUCAAAGUCGUCAGUGUGUACAGAACGAAGUGGGAUUAAUAAUUAAUUAAUGGAAUGAAGUGGGCUUAAGAUCGUUGUUCAGAAGUUGAUGUGUAGACCAACCGGGUGUUUGUGGAUUAAUCGGAGGCCUUGCUCCACGUUAAAAAAGGGACUUGUGUAUUGUGCAUGUGUGUGUGAAGGAAGUGGAAACGGACCAUCAAAUACACAACACUCGCACGUUACUUCACGUAUGUGGAUGUUUCCUUGUCUGUUUUUACAGGAAUCUGUGAAGCCAUGAACAGGUAUGCUUUCUCUUAUUUACUUCAGGAAUCAGGGCGUCAUGUCGACUCCAGUUUGAAGUUUUAAAGCCUACCGGGUACCUGCCGGGAAGCACGUUGUUUUCCAAUUAACUUCUGCCCCGGAGUAUGUCAAGUAACGGUAAAUCACAAAACAUGGAAGUUAGUGUCCACUAUGGUGCCGGUGGCUCCGAUAAGCAAGAAUCCGAGGGUCAGGUUGAAAUGGGGGCGAUCAAAUGUUCCGGCGAAAAUCCCCCUAAAGGAGGGAUGCCAAGUUUAUUUGAACGAGCAUCUGGAAGCUGGUGGAACCCCAAAUUUGAUUCAGAAGCUCUAGAAUCUGAACAGUGGAAAAGUUACUUCCCCCAGACACGAAGAAGGUUCCAAUACGCUCUGUGUUAUAUCAUUGUUGCCUGUGUCGCAUGGUGCAUAUUCUUUGGAACGAGCAAAGUCCAUCACUGGUUGCAGUUACUUGCGGGAACUCUGGUGAUUUUAGCUUUAGUCGCAGUGGUCCUUUGGUUUACCUUCACUAAAUUCUACGAACGAUUUUACUUUCAGACGUCAAUUUUAGUGUCGGCUACAUUAUGUAUCGGAAUUCUUUUACAUUUUGUGCUUUCCCAGAUGGAGUUGACAACUGUUGCGAUGUUCACAGCUUCGAUAGAAUUCAUUCUCAUGAUGUAUACAGUCAUACCAAUGCCGCUAUUUGUCGCAGUCGGAAUUGGUGUGAUGCAUUCCAUAAUUUACGAAGUUUUCAUAACCCUGCAACACCCGGAAGCACAGGUGGCUACGUUUAUAAUCGGUAAAAUUCUUCUGCAUCUUUGCAUGCAUUUAAUAGGCAUUCAUAUUUUCAUUAUGUUACAAGUUCGUAGACGAAGCACGUUUUGGAAAAUUGGCCAGUCCGUGAUGGCAAGACGAGAGUUGCACAAGGAAAGACAGGUCCAGGAGCAAAUGAUCCAUUCUCUCAUGCCGAAGAAAGUGGCGGACGAGGUUAUGGCCACACGAGAGGAUAAGACGGAGGACGAAAUGGAUCCCGGUCAAGGAAAACGGAAUUCCAAAACCAAGAAAGAGAAGGGCGUGAUUGUGUUUCGACCCUUCAACAUGAAUAGUAUGGACAACGUCAGUAUUCUGUUUGCAGACAUUGUGGGUUUUACGAAGAUGAGUUCCAACAAAACUGCCGAACAUUUGGUGGGAUUGCUGAACGAUUUGUUUGGUAGAUUUGAUAAACUUUGUCAGGAAAAUGGCUGUGAAAAGAUCAGUACUCUGGGCGACUGUUAUUAUUGUGUUUCUGGCUGUCCGGAAGAGAGAGAUGAUCAUGCGAAAUGUUGUGUCGAAAUGGGUAUGGGGAUGAUCACGGCUAUACAACAGUUUGACGAAGACAACAAUGAAUCUGUUGGCAUGAGGGUCGGAGUACAUACAGGCAAAGUACUUUGCGGCAUUGUUGGGACUCGGAGAUUUAAAUUUGACGUCUGGUCAAACGACGUCACCCUUGCAAACACCAUGGAAUCCUCUGGACUUCCAGGGAAGGUGCACAUUUCCGAGUCAUCUCUUCAUUUCCUGGACGGCGAGUACGAGGUGGAACAAGGCGAAGAAAUCGCAGACAACAGGACACACAAGGUGUUGGUGGAAGACUACAAUGUGGCGACAGGACUGUACCAGGUCAAACACAGGGAGGAUGAGAAAGUAAUAAAAACCUACUUUAUCGUCGGCCGCAACGAAAACUGUACAAAGGGCCCGAAGAUCAAAACAUUGGCAGCCUCACCUACAGCGUCCCCGGAUAAUGUGGCGAUCACUGUUGAAGGGGAGACAACUUCUGGUCAAACUGGGGAUGCUGAUAAUGCUGCUACUGAGCUUCUGGCCUCAGAAAAGGAAUCGAAAUCCCAGGAUGACAUGGAGGCCAACCACACUGAGGGGAAGGGAACGGAUGUGAAUGGUGUCACAGCAGCGCCAUAUUUAGGGCGGCACCACAGCGAAACAUCGCUAGACGGCACGGAUAUCACGAGUCCGAUCAACGACACCCUGAUGCACCAUAAUCAAGACAGUGCCCAAAACGAUCUUUACAUUCUCAAGUGUAUGAAGGAAGAUGUUAAAAACAAGGAGUUCUUCUACAAACCUCCGAUCUCUAAGCUCACGCUCAGCUUCCAGAACAAGGACCUGGAGGAGGACUAUCGGGACCACUAUAUCCAGGACAAUCAGAGCGAGAACACCUUGUCGUCGCCACGAUAUCACGCCCUGGUGGAGAUCAUCAUAUCCUUCGUCGUAUUUACCAUAAUCGCAAUCGCUGCAUUUAUCAUGUUCGACUGCGAGUUGCCAUGGAUACUCGUUUUCCUGGUAUCCUUGGUCUUGGAGAUUCUGGUCCUAGUCCACGCGGUAACUGAUAUCAAAUGUAGGAAGCAGAAAAUGGAAUCGUGCAAAAAGUUUGUUGAUUUCAUAUCUGGAUGGUAUUUCCGCAAUAUCCUUGGAGCGAUCGUUGCAAGUAUCCCAGUGGUUGCGGUUUAUUCCAAUAUUUCAUGUGACGUACUAACAGAAAAAAUUUGGCAGUUUCGUUUUUUCUCUUACUGCAUCAUGGUGUCGCUACUUCACUACUGUAACUUCACCAUGCUCAGUUCCUGGCUCAAGUCAACUCUGGCUGCUUUAGCUGGAGUCGUGUUGAUAAUUUUGUGGAGUGUGAAUAUCUGUAUGUUCAACUCGGACACAAAAGAAGUCACCUUUAUGGGGAAUACCUCUACCUUAAUGGGUAAUGUCUCUACAAAUUACGAUGUUCAGACCCCGCUGUCAAAUGACACAAACAAGUUUGACUACCUAUUCUCCGGGAGCAACUACCGACGGUACGAGAUCUUACUCGACAUGGUUCUACUUCUAUUUCUGGUUUGGUUCCUCAACCGCGAAUUUGAAAUUAACUACAGGUUGAGUUUUAAUGGAGAUGCACAGGCGUCAGCCAAUAAGCAGCAGAUGCAGCGAACCAUGGAUCAAGCUGAUUGGCUGCUUCACAAUAUCAUACCGGAGCAUGUAUCGAAACAGAUAAAUAAAAUGGGUGUGACGAAAUACUCCAAAAAUCACAAAGACGUUGGUGUGAUAUUUGCAACACUAGUCAACUUCAACGAAUUUUAUGAUGAGGCAUAUCAAGGGGGAAAAGAGUACCUGCGUGUGCUGAACGAACUCGUCAGCGACUACGAGGAUCUGCUGGACGAAUACCGUUUCAAAGAUGUAGAAAAAAUCAAGACUAUAACAAGUACCUUUAUGGCGGCCUCCGGGCUGAAUGAAUCUAAUCGGGCAAAAAACAAGCACCCUCAUGCUCAUUUAUUCGCACUUAUGGACUUUUGUGUUGAAAUGCAAGGAGUGGUGCAAAGAUUUAAUGAGAGUAUAUUUAACUUUGCAUUCGAAUUGAACAUUGGGUUUAACUUUGGUGAAGUUACCGCCGGUGUCAUCGGUACCACCAAGUUGUUAUAUGACAUCUGGGGGGAUACAGUGAACAUCUCCAGUCGAAUGUACUCCACUGGGGUCAAAGAUAGAAUUCAAGUUCCUGAGGCGACAGCGAACCUGCUCGGAGAGAUGUACGAUUUUGAGUAUCGUGGUACGAUUCCGGUGAAGGGAAAAGGAGAUAUGAAAACGUACCUGUUAGUUGGCAAAAAGCCAGGUGCUGAAUGGAGUUAAUGCUGGAACCUCUGGAAUUCCUAGUUCAAAAGACUGCAUUUAGGCAAAUAAAGUUAAUUUUUAGUUUUAUAAAGGCACUGCCAUUUUGCCCAACAUCAUUUCAUUGUCAAAUUUGCCAAAAGUUUGAUUGCUGUAUCGAAAUUCCGGAUUGUCACUUUUAUUUCAUGUAUUUUAGUUUUGUCCAUCAGACAAGCACAUCCCCAAAAGUGAUCUAACAUUGUCUGCAAAUAGUCUCCAAGUGACGGGGUAUUAGCCUCUAAGAAAUUGGAAAUAGUCUCAAAGUAACAGGGAAUUAGUCUGAAGAGCCUGAAGAACCUUUAGCUUUGUAUUUCUGAAACUUAUGUUGACAAUAAUAAAUUCAGAAUCCAUGCAUAACAAAAACUUUUUUUUUUAGAAAUUGAAAAAAAAAUAAAGAAAUAUAGAAAAAAAAAGAUAAGAAAAAUAAAAUGGCAGCACUACUUUUUCCAUGACAGUAGCCGCAGAAUCUUAAAAUUGAUUUUAUUUUGCCACUCUAAGCAGCCCUGCAGAUAAAUCUUGGGGAGUACAAAUUAUCUAUGCUGGAGUUAUCUCCCUUGGGAGUUCUUUGUACAGGUGAUCGUCGUUGGAGUUAUUUCCCUUGUCUGUUUAUGGAGUUCAGUUAUUAUCUAGCAGGAGAGGGAUACAGUAAUUUGUUUAACCCAGAUUUACCUCUGUGGUGAGGUGUUUCUGUAACAUUGGUUGUAGAAAGUAUUACCUUCCCCGGAACGGCCGACAGAUUUUCAAAAUCGAUCCAUGCUGGAUAUUGUGAUCUCAUCUUAACCUGCGCAGUGAUGAUAAAACGCAGUUACCUAACCGGUACCAUGAUCAUCAAAAUCUAGUUUGUACAUUAUGCAUCGACAGCCAUAGAUUUGUAAAAUGUAUCUCCUACUGAUUUAGCUAGCCAACGUAAGGAUUUAGCAUAGCUGUUCUUCAUUCAAUUAACAGCAAAUUAUUUUUGGAAUUUUUUUUGACGUUCAAUAUUGAUAUCUUUCUGGGUUACGGUUUAAUCUAAAACUACUGGGGCCAAGACUUAAGGUAAUAGACAGGUUUCCUGAUUAUACAGGUUCAUUUAAUUACCUUGACUUGUCUAGUGGUUACAACUGUCCAGAUUACACAGGGUCUACUCUAGACAGGUUACACUGUGAAUAUAAAUGACUGGUUGAAAUUUAGGACAAUAUACUGUUGUUAAUAUUUUUUAAUGAAAUAUUGUCUUUUUUCUCAAAAAUUAUUUUAAAGUGAUUAUCAUUGACAUUUGUGGGAUACCGGCUAGUAAAUUUUUCUCAAGCUUUGUCUCUAGAACAGAUUUAAAAAAUUCAUUAAAGCUUUUUAUGGCAUUAUUUAAGAUAUUUUGACUUUAAAAAUAGCUCAGUACGUAAUGAUAAUAAACUUAUACAAUGUACUGUUUUGUGUUGACCCUGUAUUUUCAGAUAAGGUCAAAGUUCAUACAUUGCUAAUAUCUGUGAAGAAACAAACGAAAAUUUAAGCAAUUUUCAGCAAAACAAUAAAAAAUAAUUGAUAUACAUGUGUUGAUGAAAUGAGAAAACUGAUUGGUUUUCUGGAACAUUUGGGUCAGUAUUGGUACAACAUAUAUGUACAGUGUAUAUGUGUGUUGGUAAAAUCAGAAAACUCGCAUGGCUGGUUGUCUUCACCGUAAAGUAUAAUAUGACUCCAGUAGACAUGAAAUUGAUAUGUACAAAUGAUGUAGAUAUCUUCUUAAAUUUUUUUAAUGUGUCUGGUUUUUAUCAAUCUUUUAUGCAUAAUUUCGUCCCUUAUGCUCAAUAGUUAUCAAAGGACACGAUCAUUGUAGCUAUGUUCAUAUUUGCUAAGUGUUGUGUACAGUUUCGAUGACCAGGGAGAGUGAAAAUUAUUUUUCAAUGAUUUUAUGCAUGAAUAUUUUUAACAAAAUCAUCGGAGCAUCAAAUGAAGAAUUCAACUUCAACACUAAAAAUGAACUUCUCAACCAAAAAUAACCUUUUUUAACAGUAGCAUGUUUGUGUUUUACGUGCAUAUUUCAAAGUGGAACCUCUUUUAAAACAGAAUCUGAAUAUUGCUGGACAUGUGUAAAAUGUAUAUUACCCUUGAAAAAAAAUCAAGCAUUUUAUAAUCCUGGAAUGAAGGAAUGGAAAAUAGCUUAAUGUUGUUCAUGAUUUGUUUCGAAAACAUUACUUACAGGGUUUCACUGUUUUUAAACUUGCAGAAAUACUGUAUAUCUAUGGAGAAUUUUCUGUCAUGAAAUUUAAAAUGGCAACAUUUUAAAUACCAGAAUGCAGUCUGAUCAAAAUAAUUAGUUAUGAUUGUUUGAUCGGAAAAUAAAUUACUAUGGAAAAUUUUCAUAUUUCAGUGUGCAUUAAUAGAAUAUAAAAUAUAAGUGAUUUGAUAUAAAAUAUAGCAUUUUUACUGUUUUAGUAAGUUUAGUUGUCUGAGGAAUGUUGUGAGAAAGUGUUGUUGGUGGACACACAAGCUUCUGAGUACAGAUAUAUAUAACACUUAUUUAUUGAAAUAUUGAUGAAUUUGUUUCAGUUAACCCUUGUACAUAUUGAAUAAUUGUACAUAUAGUAUACAUUUUGAGCAAGAGGUUGGGUUUGCAUGAAAGUUUGCGCAAGAAGUAAGAUUUGGGUCAAGUUUACGCGAUAACUUAUGUUUGCAUGAGAGAUUGCAAGACAAAAGGUUUACGUGGUUUGCAUGAGAGUUUGGGUGAGAGUUUAUGUUUGCAUGAGAGUUUGGGUGAGAGUUUAUGUUUGCAGGAGAGUUUGGGUAAGAAUAAAUAACAGGAUUAGCUGUAAUUUAUAAUACGAUGUUGUUGUAAUGGUGUAAUACCAUGGUACAUUGUAUUGGUAUCAUCUUUGUAUAUUGAUACACAACAAACCAAUACCUACCAGAAAGUCUCCUGGUCCAGACAGAAACAUCAUCUGUGUUUGUGAGUUUGUAUAGCAUUAUAGUGUGGUAAAUGUCCUUGAAUAAUGAUGAUAUUAAAUUUUCUUGAUAUUUAAAAUGUUAGCUUAUAGAUCAAAGAUAUAGAAAAUGUUUUCAUCUAUAUUUGAUGUUCAUGCACCAGUAUAUAUAUAGAAACCUUAAUAAAAGUGUUGUAAUCAA